AAAUGGUAAGACUUCCACUGAUUCCCAGAAGGCGCACAUCACGGCACUCCACAGCAUAUGCCGUGUUCAUCAUUGUUUAAUAGGGAUGACUUUGAAGUGCAUUUUUUUGAAAUUGCUGGAGAGAGCUUACCGGAAGAGCGAAUCCGCGAACGCGUCGCGGAAUCGAGAGCGUGGUGUGGAGAUGUGGUCUAGGCAGUCGCGGUGGUGCGUUGGUCGCAGCUAGAGAAUUUUGGUUUAAUACAUGGAGAAUGAAGUACGGAAGACUGGGGAUGGUAAUACAGGUCAUGCUUCCUUGUUUGGAAGGUGCGUAAACCUCAAAAAAGUUUGCUCACUCUGCGUGGCAGAUAGGCGUCCGAUUAUCGAACUAUUUCCAGCACGUUGUGAGGUUGGGCGUGAUCAAAGCGACGGCGGUAUCCGAAGAUGUUAGUCUGAGGUCUUGCGCUCGCGUUCCUUCGACGUGCGAAGUCUUUGCGGAUUUGUAUAAUCGUGCUGGAAAAGUAGUCGAGGGCUGUGGUGUUUGUUCAUCAUAAUGGAGAGAUGACUUUCAGAUUGAGUGGCUGCUUGCUUGGGAGGCUUUUACGAAGGAAUCAGUGAAAAGGUCUUUGAACUUUUCUUAUCUAGCUCGAUGUUCCAUUCUCUUCUCAGCACGUCCUGUUACAGUGAUUUGGACAUGCUCAUCGCAUACAACACUUUCCGCGAUGGUAGAUGAUCAUGAACGGUAGAUCGCGAGGAACAUGACACGGGGAGUCGAUUUUUCUGAGUUCUUAGUUCGAGUAACGUUCAUUUGAACGCGUUUGUUUGAGAGCCUACUCAUUUAGACACAUCUGUGUAUGAGCGCAACUCGACAGAAGAACAAACAAUCGGCAAUUCACCUCAUGUGAAGCACUUUUCGGCGAGUGAGAUUUUCACAGGAAUGACGCCGGAGUUGCCCUCAAAGUUGCGGCUCCAAUUGCAAGUCGCUACCCUUGAGAAAAAUUGGACAUAUUCCGCUUUUUGGAAGCCUGCCUUUGUGAAUCAGAAGAAGAUAUUGGUCUGGGGUGAUGGCUAUUAUAAUGGAGUAAUCAAAACAUAUAAAACCAUUCACGGCAUGGAGUUGACACCCAAAGAGUUUGGCUUGCAGCGUUCGCAGCAGCUCCGUGACCUCUGCCUUACAUUAGAUUCCCGUACCAGGGACCAGCAUGCCAGUAAGCCGUUUGCGUUGAAAGUCGAUGACCUUGCAGACCCCGAGUGGUUUUUCCUCCUGAGCAUGAUCUACGAUUUCGCUGAAAAUGAAGGGAUGGUAGGAAAAACAGCAGCAAGAGGCCAAUAUACAUGGCUGCGCCAAGCCCAUGAGCAGGAGACGGCAGUUUUCACACGCUCUCUUCCUGCCAAGGUUGAAAGGAGUAACAAUAGUACUUACCGGUAUUGUGGUGACGGACAGACGGUAGUCUGCAUUCCUCUAAAGAAUGGCGUCCUUGAAUUCGGAACAUCAGAGGAUGUGCCAGACGACUCAAAACUUGUGCAAAGUAUUUUAGCCUUCUUUAUGGAGCCGUUGAACAGGACGCCCUCGAAAAAUACUGUGUCUAGUGAGCGUAAGCGCGUUCAUUCAGAGACCACUCGCCAGAAAUUGGUUUGUGCGGGUCAUCUCAGCCAACUUGAAAGUUCCGUUGCGAGGAGUCCCAAGAGGGUGAAGCGUUCCAGUUUUUCGACAGCUGAGACUGGGGAAGCGAUCCCACUGAAUAAUGAGAACAUCCAGAUGGAACCAUCUUGUGAGGGGCCUAGGAUAUCUAAUCGAUGUGACGAAAUCAAGAAGGAUGCUUCGCGUCCGAACACAUUUCAUGCCUGGAAGAAAAAUCCUGCACCCUUGCAGAAGUGUCUGCAUCCUGAGAAACUGUAAUGGAUCCUAAAAGGGGCUCUUUUUCGUGUUCCAGGGAUCAUUAGGGGAGCGCAUGAGGAAAAGACAAGGAAGUACGUAGUGACUUUGUAGUUAUUGACAAGGUUAGUGAGGGUAUAAAAAUCGCCCCUGAUUUGGGAUGCAGUAAGCUGAUACCUAGCAGUGAAGACAUCAAUGCGAAUCAUAUGCUAGCAGAGCGUCGAAGGCGUGAGAAACUAAGAGAGAUAUUCACGUCAUUGAGUGCGCUGGUCCCCAAUGUCACUAAGGUGUGUGCGUAUUCUCGAAAAAGAGGCUGGAGUAACAUGAACAACGUAUACUGAAAAUAUAAACUAGACAAGUCGUAAUAGUCACGCUGCUUUGCAGGGUAUGUUACGUUACAAAUCGUGCAACUCCCUGAUCAACAUUCACCAACAGUUAUCUUGAUUGUGAAGUUGGUCAAUUACACAAAACGGUGUUUGGAAAGUGGUUGAGAGCUAAGGGAUUAUAUGAAGUGCAGAUGGAUAAGGCAUCGAUUCUUGGAGGUGCCAUUGAAAAUGUGACAGAGCUUGAAAUCGAUUAAAAGCUUUGGAAAGCUUUGACAAGACAUCGAAGCAUAAUGAAUUUACAAAUGGGAGUAUCUUGGACACUAACACCACCAAACAGCACUUGGAGUGUGCUGUCAUCGAACAAGUUAAAGAUGGGAGCAAGGCAACGAGAGUCGAAUGCGUGAAAGAUAAAGAAACUUAUAAGCAGGGAAAUAUCCAAGUAUCAAUGAAAAAUGAUAUGGCUCUUGUCAAUCUCCAAUGUCCUGGGAAUCAAACACUACUUCUAAAUGUAUUACAAACAUUGAAUGAUUUUGAGUUUGAA
This is a messenger RNA of Physcomitrium patens, 2719 nucleotides long. The record is from RefSeq and is a predicted model, not a curated record. Lineage: Eukaryota; Viridiplantae; Streptophyta; Bryopsida; Funariales; Funariaceae.